This is a messenger RNA of Leptosomus discolor (cuckoo roller), 1737 nucleotides long. It is a transcript of the gene SPINT1, whose product is annotated as serine peptidase inhibitor, Kunitz type 1. Lineage: Eukaryota; Metazoa; Chordata; Aves; Leptosomiformes; Leptosomidae. Gene Ontology annotation, biological process: epithelium development; extracellular matrix organization; epidermis development. Gene Ontology annotation, molecular function: serine-type endopeptidase inhibitor activity; protein binding. The record is from RefSeq and is a predicted model, not a curated record. Gene Ontology annotation, cellular component: plasma membrane.
AUGGCCAGAAGGAGUCCGGGUCCGUGGUUUGCGCUCUGGGUUGGCUUGGUGCUGGCGGUGGACUUUGGCUUUGGCGAAGGGCAGGAGAAAAAACCCUUCGGUGAAACGUGCCUGGAGGACUUUACGGCAGGGGUGCCGGAUUUGGUGCUGGAUACAGACGCCUCCGUCCAGAAUGGAGCCACCUUCUUGUCGUCCCCCAUGGUCCAUCGGAGCAGGGACUGCAUGAGAGCCUGCUGUAAGGAACCGGCUUGUAAUCUGGCUCUUGUGGAGCAGGUCCCAGGCACGGAGGAAGAUCACAUCCAGGGCUGCUUUCUUCUCAACUGCCUCUACGAGCAGGCUUUUGUCUGCAGGUUUGCCAGGAAGAUCGGCUUUCUCAACUUCUUGAAGAAGGACGUGUAUGAUUCCUACCUGGCAAUGCAGAAUCACGGAUCUAGUGAUGACCAUCCUCCAGUAGCCCGCACUGGCGUGGACAUGAGGGUACAGCCGGGAGAGCCAGUGAUGCUGAGAGGCACAGAGAGCACAGAUGACCGAGGGAUAGUCAGCUAUGAAUGGAAACAGGUCCUCGGUGACCCCUCCGUGGAGAUGAAGAAGCAUGAAGAAGAUCAGGUAGAAAUUUCCAACCUACAGGCUGGGACUUACGUCUUCCAGCUUACUGUCACAGACACUGCACAACAGCAAGACUUCACCAACAUCACCAUCAUGGUGCUGAAUUCUGAGCAGACUGAAGAGCAUUGUUUGACUCCUAAGAAGGUGGGUUGGUGUCGGGGAUCUUUUCCACGUUGGUUUUACAACCCGAGCCUUCAGCAGUGUGAGGAGUUCAUUUUUGGUGGCUGCAAGCCCAACAAGAAUAACUACUUACGGGAAGAGGAGUGUAAACUUGCCUGCAAGAAUGUUAGAGGUUCUGUUGGUGGGCGACAACAGCCAGUGUGCAAUGGGAACUGUCAGCCCCCCUUCUUCAGAUGCAAAGAUGGCUGCUGCAUUGAUGCCUAUCUGGAGUGUGAUGAGACUCUCGACUGUGCUGACGGAUCAGACGAGAUGUAUUGUGAACAAUAUGCUCGUGAAUUCAAUAGACUGCAGAAAAUCAAUGUCACACAUAAGCAAGCUCACUGUGUGGACUUGCCUGAUACUGGACAGUGCACCGAGAGCAUCCCCCGCUGGUACUAUAACCCAUUCUCUGAGAAAUGUGACCCCUUCACCUACGGAGGCUGUGGUGGCAACAACAACAACUUUGAAGAAGAGGAAGAGUGCAUGAAAUCAUGUACAGGAAUCACAAAAGCAGAUGUCAUUGGCCGGAGAUGGGAAUCAUUUGAGUCCCAAAGUGCUAUCUUAAGUGCCUUUGAGGUAGUGCUUGCCGUGCUCCUGGGGAUCUGCAUCAUGGUGGUCCUGGCAAUCAUCGGCUACUUCUUCCUGAAGAACUGGAAGAAGAACAGCCGCCGCCACCAGCCAACCACUGCUACCAACUCAACCCUCUCCACCACAGAGGACACUGAGCAUCUGUUUUACAGCAGUACCACCAAACCAGUCUGACCUACAGCCUCUCGCUCUCCACUGCAGCACUGGGGCACUCUCCAAAACUUCUGGUGUUCUGUUUUUAGACACUGGCCUGUGCCUGAAGGACUCUUUCUCUUUGAAGACAUUUGUAGCAUCAGGCCAAGAUCUAGCCAUGAUUUGGCAGUACUAGUGUUUGUGUUUGUCUUGGCUAAAUGGCUGCUCUGGAAAGUGAGGAUCUGGAAGCAU